Molecule: messenger RNA, 2490 nt
Organism: Yamadazyma jaroonii
Lineage: Eukaryota; Fungi; Ascomycota; Pichiomycetes; Serinales; Debaryomycetaceae
Source: the annotation of a GenBank genome assembly
AUGUCAAGUCCUACGAGAAACCCCAGGAAGAGACAGGCUGAUGAUGACGAUGAAAUGAUCAGUGAUCAUUCAUCUCCUAUUCCUUCAAGUCCACCAAUUGCUUCAUCCCCAGCAAUGCCAUUUGAAGACGAAGAUGAAAUCCACGAUGAGAUUGAAGAUUUACCUAGUGAUGAAGAUGAAGGUGAUGAUUUAAUGGCUAACAUGGAAGAUGAUUAUGCUGUAAAUCCUGAUAAAGAUACUUAUGAUAUUUCCAAUAUCGACGAUGAUGAGUAUGAAGAAAUGGAUGCUGCCACCAGAAGAAGAAUUGAUGCUCAAUUAGAUAAACGUGAUGAAUUACUCAAAGGUGGUAAAGACGAGAUUUUCUUGGAUGACGAUGAUAAUGGUGAAGUUAAUGAAUAUGGUUUGCCAGUCCAAAGAAGAAGAACACGUUAUGAAGAUGGUGAAAACAUCGAUAUGGAAGAUUUAGAAAUCGAUCCUUUCAAUGAAGAAUUGAGUUUGGAAAGUUUGAGUGAUAUCAAAGCUAGUAGUAUCACCGAAUGGAUUUUACAACCUGCUGUUUCCAGAUCUAUUGCUAGAGAGUUGAAGACAUUUUUGUUGGAAUUUACUGACGAUAAAGGUAAAUCGGUUUAUGGUGCGAGAAUUAGAUCUUUAGGUGAAAUUAACAGUGAAUCUUUAGAAGUUUCAUAUGAUCAUUUGACUGAAUCUAAAGCUAUUUUAGCAUUGUUCUUAGCCACUUCACCUAUGGAAAUGUUGAAAAUUUUCGAUAUUGUUGCCAUGGAAGCCACUGAAUUACAUUAUCCUAAUUAUUCUCAAAUUCAUCAGGAAAUCCACGUUAGAAUUAUAAAUUUCCCAAAUUUAAUCAGUUUAAGAGAUUUGAGAGAAACAAAUUUGAACAACUUAGUCAAAAUCAAAGGUGUGGUUACGAGACGUACAGGUGUUUUCCCUCAAUUGAAAUAUGUUAAAUUUGAUUGUCUUAAAUGUGGAGCUGUUUUGGGUCCAUUUAUUCAAGAAUCUCAUACUGAAGUGAAAAUUUCUUUCUGUACUAAUUGUCAAGGUAGAGGACCUUUAAGAAUUAACAGUGAUAAGACUUUAUAUAGAAAUUAUCAAAGAAUCACCUUACAAGAAUCACCUGGUUCAGUUCCAGCUGGUAGAUUACCAAGACACAGAGAAAUCAUUUUAUUGAGUGACUUAGUGGAUGUAGCUAAACCUGGUGAAGAAAUCGAAGUUACAGGUAUCUAUAAGAAUAAUUAUGAUGGUACUUUGAAUGUUAAGACCGGGUUCCCAGUUUUCGCUACUAUCAUUGAAGCAAACUCUAUUGCUAAAAAAGAAUUAUCCAAUUCAAAUGUCAAUAGUUUCACAGAAGAAGAAGAAAGAGAAUUCAGAAAGUUAAGUCAAACUAAAGGUAUUAUUGAUAAGAUCAUUCAAUCAAUGGCUCCUUCUAUCUAUGGACAUAAAGAUAUCAAAACUGCCGUUGCAGUAUCAUUAUUUGGAGGUGUUCCAAAAGAUGUUAAUGGUAAACAUUCCAUUAGAGGUGAUAUUAAUGUGUUAUUAUUGGGGGAUCCUGGUACUGCCAAAUCCCAAAUUUUAAAAUAUGUGGAAAAAACUGCCAAUAGAGCUGUUUUCGCUACAGGUCAAGGGGCUUCGGCUGUUGGGUUAACAGCUUCCGUCAGAAGAGAUCCUUUGACCAGUGAAUGGACUUUAGAAGGUGGAGCUUUAGUUUUAGCUGAUAAAGGUACUUGUCUUAUUGAUGAAUUCGAUAAAAUGAAUGAUCAAGAUAGAACAUCUAUUCAUGAAGCUAUGGAACAACAAAGUAUUUCUAUUUCCAAAGCUGGUAUUGUUACCACUUUACAAGCCAGAUGUGCCAUUGUAGCAGCUGCCAAUCCAAAUGGUGGUAAAUAUAACAGUACUUUAACAUUAACACAAAAUGUUGAUUUGACUGAACCUAUUUUAUCACGUUUCGACAUUUUAUGUGUGGUUAGAGAUUUAGUUAACGAAGAACUGGAUGAAAGAUUAGCUGGGUUUGUUAUAGAUUCUCAUAUGAGAUCCCAUCCAGAAACUUCCGUUGAUGGUGAUGAUAUGGAAGAUGAACCAGAAACUCCUUCAAGAAGAGAUAUCAACAAAUCAAAGGAACAAGAAAUAUCUCCUAUUGAUCAAGAAACUUUAAGUAAGUAUAUUGCCUAUGCUAGAGCUAAGAUACAUCCAAAGUUACAUCAAAUGGAUAUGGAUAAAGUUGCUAAAGUUUAUGCUGAUUUAAGAAGGGAAAGUAUUGCUACCGAAUCAUUCCCUAUCACAGUUCGUCACUUAGAAAGUAUAUUGAGAAUUUCUGAAGCUUUUGCUAAAAUGAGAUUAUCAGAUUUCGUAUCACAGAAUGAUUUAAAUAGAGCUAUAAAGGUAAGUAUUGAUAGUUUUGUUGGAGCUCAAAAGGUUACUGUUCGUAAACAAUUACAAAGACUGUUUAUGAAAUAUACCUUACCAAGGAGGUCAAAUUAG